Messenger RNA from Drosophila nasuta, 1405 nucleotides. RefSeq names its product Ionotropic receptor 56a (gene Ir56a). NCBI's taxonomy places the organism in Eukaryota, Metazoa, Arthropoda, Insecta, Diptera, Drosophilidae. Bases 43 to 1344 code for a protein of 433 amino acids. The transcript is spliced from 2 exons. The record is from RefSeq and is a predicted model, not a curated record.
UUCGAAAACAAGACUCAUGAUUUGGAACUGUGGACAUAUGAGAUGUACGAUGGCAUGCUUAUACAUCGAGUAACACAAAUAACGAACAGCUUUAGAAGAUACCAUCAAUCAUUGAUAAAUCAACGUCACCUGAAGGUUGCUGUAUAUCAAAAUUUGCCGUUUGCUUUUAUGUUAAACUCUGGCGAUUAUCGUGAUUUAACUGGAGGUGGAAACGUUAGCCUUGGAGGCGGAACCGGGAUUUUGUUGGCCGAGUUUGUUCGCUUCAUUGGCGGAACUUUGCAAAUCAUUCCACAGUCAAGAGAAGAAUAUUUUAACAAUGUGACACUCGGCGAUAGAAUGAUUGAUUUUGGUGCUAAUUUGCUGCCUAGUACGAAAGUUGCCACCGGAAUUAGUCCUCUGGUGAUAGCCACAAAAUAUUGUUUAGUCGUACCCUUUGAACGUCAGGUGGCUCUAUCAAAAUUUUUCACAGUUUUCUUUAGGUCUCCCACUUUAAAUGUAUUCUGCAUAAUUCUUCUUAUUGCCGUGACACUAAUCAAACGAUUGAUAAAUCCACACAAGCCGAUUGCUGAUCUAAUUUACAUGUCACUUCAAGUCCAUUGGGGACAGGCGAUACCAAUUCGAACCAUUAAUCGUAUGGGUAUAGCCGAAAAGAUUCUGACAAUUUGCGGAUUGAUCUUUAAUCUCUAUAUAACCACAAUUUUAUCUUGCAUCUUGGCCACGACACUAACCACCGGCAAUCAUAUGCCUGAAAUUAUCGAUAUUGAAUCAUUUGUGGCAAACGACAUCAGUAUCAUGAUUUCUGAAAAUCAGAUGAAGGAACUCUCGCAAGUCGAUAAUAUUCCUGUGGAAUUAUCCAGGCGUAUGUUUGUUGCACCCCAGGAAAAACUUGAGCGAUAUUUGAAUUCCCUUAACGAUAGUUACGUAUACCUAAUGGAGACACAUCGAUUUGCACAAAUGAAGUUUAUGCAACAGCGCUUGCGGCGACCCAAACUAAAAAUGGCACCCGAACCUCUAUGCACUCUCGAUGUAUAUCUCCGAUUGCCCAUACAACGGGAAUUAAGUUUCCUGUUGGUUUUGACACGCUUUGUUCAAGAUGCCACAGAAUCGGGACUGAGAGACAAAUGGAUGCAAAUGGGAUUAGAGCAGUUAAAGCAGGCAAAUAUGAUUCGACAAGCACCUUACGAUCCACCUUCAUUGAGGGGCCUUUCACUAUCAUUCUUUACAUUUGGGUUCCAGAUUUAUGCUGCUGGCAUAAUAUUGAGCCUGAUUGUUAUGCUAAUUGAAUGUAUCUAUGGCUACUGGUUAAAACGAUCUUAUAAUUAUAAUAAUGUAAUAAUAGUAUAAACAUCAUCAUAUAUAUCUUUUUUUUGUUACUUUAUGUGGCUUUAAUAAAUUUUGCAUUAAU